Terrapene triunguis (Three-toed box turtle) is the source of this 5926-nucleotide messenger RNA. Its product is annotated as RNA-binding protein 4B-like. The record is from RefSeq and is a predicted model, not a curated record. The coding region runs from base 84 to 1205 and encodes 373 amino acids. The transcript has 3 exons. Gene Ontology annotation, biological process: mRNA splicing, via spliceosome. Gene Ontology annotation, molecular function: zinc ion binding; mRNA binding. Gene Ontology annotation, cellular component: cytosol; nuclear speck. Lineage: Eukaryota; Metazoa; Chordata; Testudines; Emydidae.
GGUACGAGGCUCCGCCAUUUUGUUAUCGUCAUCGAGACAAGACCGUGGCCUGAGGAAGAGCUGUUGUUGGUGGCUCUGUUGAGAUGGUGAAACUCUUCAUUGGGAAUCUGCCCCGGGAGGCAACGGAGCAAGAGAUCCGGUCACUCUUUGAGCAGUAUGGGAAGGUGCUGGAAUGUGACAUCAUCAAAAACUAUGGCUUUGUGCACAUCGAAGACAAGACAGCGGCCGAAGAUGCCAUCCGUAACCUGCAUCACCACAAGCUGCAUGGUGUCUGCAUCAACGUGGAAGCCAGCAAGAACAAGAGCAAGGCCUCCACCAAGCUGCAUGUGGGCAACAUCAGCACCACCUGCACUAACCUGGAGCUGCGGGCCAAGUUUGAAGAGUAUGGCCCGGUAAUCGAGUGCGACAUAGUGAAGGACUAUGCCUUUGUGCAUAUGGAGCGGGCUGAGGAUGCGGUGGAGGCCAUCAGGGGCCUAGACAACACAGAGUUCCAAGGCAAGCGGAUGCGCGUGCAGUUGUCCACCAGUCGGCUUCGGACGAUACCUGGGAUGGGAGACAAGAGCGGCUGCUAUCGGUGCGGGAAAGAAGGGCACUGGUCUAAAGAGUGUCCGGUAGAUCGCACGGGGCAAGUGCCUGACUUUACCGAAACCUAUAAUGAGCAGUACGGAGCGGUGCGCACUCCCUACCCCGCGGGCUAUGGGGAGACCAUGUAUUACGAUGAUGGGUAUGGAGCAAUGGUCGACUACUACAAAAGAUAUCGCGUGAGGCCCUAUGCUACGGCAUCUGCAUACGACGCCUAUGCAGAGCAAACAAUGGCCCAGUAUUCGCAGUAUGCGCAAUACUCCCAAGUACAAACCACAGCCAUGGCCGCCACCACAGCCAUGGCCGCCACCACAGCCAUGGCCAAUCGCCUCACUACUACCCUAGACCCUUACGAUAGAGCGCUGCUGCCAACCCCGGGAGCAGCAGCAGCAGUCGCUGCAGCUGCAACUGCUGCUGCGGCAGCCGCGUCCUCCACCUAUUACACCCGGGAUAGAAGCCCCCUGCGUCGCACGGCAACCGCGGCCACCACCGUCGGAGAGGCGUACGCUUACGAACGUUGUCAGCUGUCUCCAGUCUCGUCGGUCGCUCGGGCCUCCCUCUACGACGUUCAGCGGUUCGAGCGGGAGUCAUACGCGGACAGGGCGCGGUACUCUGCGUUUUGAGUCGGAGGUGAGAGCUUUGUGGGUGGCAGGACGUAUGUGCUGCAGGAGUAUAAAUUGGGCUUGAUGCACAGUAAGAUUUACCAGGGUUUCCACUAGCAUCUGUCUGUGAUCUACCAACAUUAGCCCAGUGAAAGCAUAUUGUUAGUGUUGCUUGUAAAAGCCUGACACCUUUACCACAUUAAUGGAGUACUUGCACUUCAGUGAACUGCCUAUACCAUAAAGCAGCCAGAACAAGUGUGCAUUCACAUGGGAUGGGCAUGGAGUCUUUUAGAAUAAUCCCUAUCACCAGUGUUGAGUGGGCCCAGCUCUUUUGUCCUGUCCUAACUCAUUCAUCAUGUUUUUGAAUGAAGAUGAUUUGAGAUGGGCAGUAUGCACUCAGACAGUUGGUAUGGGGUCAGUGUCAACCUUGCUUUGCUAUUUUAGCACACAGUCUAAAUCUGGACUUUAAAGCAACUCCAGAUUUAAAGCUAUAUUUAUCAGUCUCUUACUAGAAUGGCUCUAGGUCAGUAAGGAAUAUGUCACUGUUUCCCCUGUUGGAAAGCUGACAAGAUCCAUAUCUCUAUGCUGGAUUUGAAGUGUUGUCUAUGUGCCUUUUUUUAUGGGCCUUGAAAUCACCCAGCAAUUUAUUCUUGAGAAGAGGAUAGAAUUAUUUUUUGCAUACUUAUUUCUACCAUGGAAAUGCUGCUAACCUUUCAGCAUACUCUAAAACUGGCAGAGAUUUUGAUCUUCCUGUUUAAGGGCCUUAUAAAAUAGCACUUAGGGGAAAUAGACUUUUUUUUUCUUUUUUCUGUCCCUGAACAACAUUUGAAACUACAGUGUCAGUCAGAUUUGGCCCCAACACUUCUUAAUUUUAAAACAAGCCUUUGCAAUUCUCCAUUGCUUGAAAUCUUUAAAUCAGGGUUAUAAAUCUUUCUAAAAGCCACACUUCAGCUCAACUGCAAUUUAUUGAACAUGAUCCAGGCAUGAUAGGAUGAAAUUCUCUGGCCUGUUGUACCGGAGGCCCAAUUAGGCCUGACUACAGGAGGUCCUUUGUGGCAUGAAAACCUGUAAAAUGCUAGGGUCAGUAGAGAUGUUUAUUUUAAAAUUCCAGUAAGAUUUAUGAAAUAAAUCUUUCCCUACGUUGUUUGCAGCAUCUGAGAGCCAGUAGAUACAGACUAAACAAAGUCUAGUUAACCAGUCUGUUUUCAUUGUUUCAGUGAAAUGCAACAAGAGUAAACUCCAAUUUUUAAAAAGUCUGUCCGCUUUAAUCUUAAAAGUACAUUUCACAUGGGCAGGAACUUCUGUAUUGCCGACUCUCACAACUGUGUCACAAGUCUCACAAUAGUUGGUGUUAAAGCCCCAGCAGUCACGUGAUUGUGUGAGAAUCUGCUUACUUAAGUUGUUAGGCCUUGUGGUUGCAAAGCAAAGCUUUAAAACAUGAAGCAAGUUCACCCUGGCACCAACUGUAACUCAGGAGUUUUCUCAGGGUUUUUGUCUUGUCCAGUUCCAAGUAACUCAAACACCUGGAUUCCUGCUUCUCUUGGGAUAUUAUCCCUCAGUUUUUCACCUGCUAUUUCCUUUAACUCCAUCCUGUUACUCCUGACUAAUUCCCCUUUGUGUAACUCUGAACCAUCUCUCGCCCCAAUUGCCACCACAGCCUUCAUAUACUCUGCUGACACUCGGUGCUGUCCAGGGCCCUUCCAAUGCCAUGGACACACUGGUGGUUGUUCUUCCCACAGGUGCAUAGCUAUGCAAUCCGCCUCUGUGGCCUGACCUUUUGCCCUGCUCCAAACUCCUGGCUUGGGGUUGCAGGUUUUAGGGGUCUGUUUCCCAAGCCCUGCUCAUCUUCUCCUGUCUCCCCUGCCCCUCCCAUGCUCCUGGCUUCUUUUAACCUUCACUCUUUACCCCUACAUUUGGGUGCAGUGGCAGAAAUCACAAACGGAAAGAAAAUUCUGGGAGCUUUCUGCUGCCUUUUCUGUCAUGCUAGUCCCAUCCCUUAUGUCUCCCCAAACCAGGUCCUGCUCAACAGGUGACUUGAUUACAGUGUAUAAGUGUCUUCAUGUGGAGAAAAUCCUGGCUACUAAUGGGCUUUUACAUCUAGCAGGGACAGUCAGAACAAGAACCAAUGGCUGAGAGUUAAAUCCAGACAAAGUCAAAUUAGAAAUAAGGCACAAGUUUUACACAGCGAGGUUGAUUUAACCAUUGGAAUAAACUCCCAAGGGAAGUGGUGUAUUUUCCAUUUCAUGAAGCCUCCAGUCCAGCCUGGCUGUCUUCUGGAAAGUGCUUUACUCAAACAAAGUACUGGGCUCAAAGUUGGGGAACAGAGUGACAUUCUCUCACCUGUGUUAUAUGGGAGUGGCAGCACAUAUACUAAUGGUCCCAUCUGGCUUUACAUUUAUAAAUCAUCAUCAUACAUGGGCUUUCAAGUUUGUGAGACUGCUAGAAUGCACAUGCUGCUCUGGAAUAUCAAGAGCCUUCUAAAAACAUACCUUUGAUUCAGUUCCCUCAGGUUUUAACAGUGAUAAGAGCAGAUAGUUCGUGCUGCGUUGUUUUAGCUUGAAGGAAUCUUGAGUACAGCAGAGCAAAACAACUCACAUUAAUGUGGACAACUGUGUUCAACCAAUGGAGUGCCUGAAUCAACAAAUACAUUUUGCCUCUGACAUGAGCUCUUAUACCAGCUUCACCUCUCUGUCUUGUAAAAGCCCAUAAAGUAUUCCACAGGUGGAGUGGUGGGAAUUUGGCUGUGAAUGGCAGUUUGUUAAUGCACUAGCUCUGUAACCUGUCAGUAUGUGUUGGAUGUGCAAAACUGGGCAUUGUCCAAGACUGUGGUAGGCGGUGGGGGGAGUGACACUUGGAAGGCAAUGAAACCCCAAAGCAGUGAUUAGCUAAAACUUUAACUCCUUCAUUCUGUUUGAUAACCUUCUACUCAGCACUCUGGCUGCCAAGUCAUUGCAAGAGCAAAGGGCCUCCCAAAAUGCCAUUGGCUCCUGUUGUCAGCAGAAUAUACGUGAUAGUAGCUAGUGGCCCUAGUUAAGCCAGACAGUGAACCGCGUGCUUAAAACUGAGCUCAUGCUGUGAGUCAGUGGAACUUAAGCAUGUGCUGUGCUGAAUGAGGAUGGAUGUAAGCACAUGCUUUGCUGAAUGGGAACCAGAGUGAGAGCACAGAACAGACUUCACUUAGCAUUAAAAUUAAACUCCAGGGACUUCAAAGUCAUCUUGGGCUAACUUGUACCUGCUGCUGAAUAUUUGCACUAAGUGCUGCACAGUCAGAAGCAGAUGUAGCUCCAUUGGCUUCUGCGGGUGAAACCUGUGGCAGCGGCAGUGUGGUCUAGACUAGAGAAAGAAGUGCAGCAUUGGGAGGCAGGCAGGCCCGAGUUCUAAUCUUGUGUCUAACUCUGAGGUCUAGUCUACAAGGAAACACUUUGGGGAGUUAAAACUAAUUAACUGAAGGUGUGAAGUAAAAGCACAUCAAACCCCUAUGUGGACACUCUCAUUCGGAAUUGAAGUGUCCUUAGUUGGCUGUAGUGAGGGUUAAGCUACAGCAAACUAAGGGUUUGUCUACAUGGGGACACGUGAGAAAAUUGUGAAUUAGCUUUUAAAGUGGAUUAAUUAAACUGCAUUAAAUCCUUGUGUGGACAUUCUUAUUCAGAACUACAGUGGCCUCAGUUCAGUUUAGUUUAAUUAACUUUGGAAGUGAAUUAAGCUAACCAAAGUAAGGCUAUUUUAAUUCUGAACAAGAGCAUCCACACAGGGACUUAAUGCAGUUUAAUCCACUUAACAUUCACACGGUUAGUUAAUUCAUCUUCACUUUCCAGAGUGUCUCUACGUAACAAGCUCUGAGUCACUUCACUAUUGUCAUCUUACCACCCAGGGGCUGUUGUGGAGAUUCGUCAAUGUCUAUAAAGCUAAAGUGUUAGUAAUUUGGCCCAGUCAGCCUAGUGUUAUGGUAGCACGUAGAAGCCCCAAUUAAGAUCAAAGUCCCACUGUUCUUAGUGCUCCGCAGACAAAGAGAGUCCCUGCCCUGAAGAGCUUGCAGUCUAAAUAGGUUGGGAGGGGGUCCAGAGGUGCAGAGAGGAGAAAAGACUUGGCCCAGGUGUGUCAGCAGCUCAAUGGCAGAGCCGGGAAUAGAAACCAGGAGUUCUACAGGCUCCUCCUCACCCAGAGAGGUGAAGAGAGCACUGGUCUCCUUAUUCUCAGUCUAGUUCCCGAUCAACUGGACCACACUUCAUGUCUCGUGUUAGGCAAGGUGCUCCUUUGGUUUUUGAGCUACCUUGCGGUGAAGUUGAGCUAACUCCCAUGGAGAUUUAGCACUAUAUAAACUAGAAAGUUGCACCAAUUUUCACUUAAGGCGUGAUUUUUAAACUGGUUGACAGAAACUAGUGCAAGAAAGACAAGUGGGUGGGCUUUAAACCAGGCUUAUUUCAUUUCAGUGUAAAUUGGUUAUGGACUUGGUUAUGGUAUGGUUUAAAGUACUUCAGAAUAGGAGCAUCCACCCAGGGCUUUGCACCAGUUUAAAGCUAACUUUAAACCAGCAUGGCUUGUGUGUGUGGACAGUGCGAGGGCUUGGGGUGGGCUUGAGAUCUCUGGGCUUUUUGCCACCGUGGCUACUUCUGACAUAAGCCUUUGAAACUGUAUUGUGCUUUCUUUCAGGUAGCGUAUUCUCGGGUGGACCCUCAGGCUCCCAUUACACGGGAAAGUUUGUCCUACUUCCCCCACCAUCCCGCUGCCUGCGACGGGUAUUG